GGGCCAGGCGUGGUUUGCCUUAGUCUGCCACAUGAAGCCUGAUGGAUGCCACAUUGGAAGACGUGGAGUGCUGUUCUUCUGACUCCGGCUGUGUGCCUGUUGAGAAGCCUGCGAAGCCCAAGCCGACCAAGUCUGCGAAGCCGGAGAAGAAAGAGGCGAAGGCGAAGCAUGAGCGUGCUCAGAGAACGCCGGAACCUCUUCCGCCAGGGUGGUUUCGUGUGGCGUCGAAGUCCAAGCCCGGUGCGUACUACUAUGCGCACCCAGCGACCAAGCGCACGCAGGUGCAUAGGCCAAAGCUGGAGCCUGAGGCACCGGAGAAAACAGAGGAGGAGAUUAGACAGGAAAUCGCUGCGGAGGAGGAAGUGAUACGAAGAGCACGGGAGCGGCGCGCUGUGACAGCAGACGCCCUGCCGCGGUCGCCGCGGCACGAAGCGAACGACGCCGCGAGCGAGGAGAGUUUGAAGCCGCUGAGUGAGGGCGAUAGCGAUGAGCAGCACGAUGAGAGUCGCAAGCCACGGAAAGCGCGGAAGGCAGCAGGUGGCAUCCAAUUCACGCGGCAAGACGCAGAAGAGCCAGGCUGUGAAGAAUCUGAUGGAUCUGAGGAACUGGACCUUGAUCGCCUCAAGGCCGAGUUCCGUGCCGAGAUGGCCCGGAAGUACGGUGAGCCCGUGGAAGCGCCGCUACAGCCGCUGGCGAAGGAAGCCUGGAAGGAGGAGCAGGAGAAGUGGCUGGCGCACCUGAAGCAAAUGGAAAGGAACAAGGCAGAUACUCAGCCAGUGCGCGCAGAAGGUCCCAAGGAGCAAGAGAAAAAGCUCAAGAAGCAGCAGAAGAAGGACAAGAAGCAGGAGCUGAAGGAGCUGAAGAAGUCCAUGACGAAGGAGGAAAGGAAGAAGUUCAAGAAAAUCCGAAAGAUGCAGAAGCUCCAAGCGAAGCUGGCCAAGGCCGAAAAGGUGUUGCGCAUGUCGGAGAAGCUGAGGAGCAAGGGAGAGAAGGGUGCUAGCUCAUCGUCAAGUUCGACAUCAAGCUGAAGUGAGCGAUGGACGAAUUUGACUCAUUAGUGGAA
Effrenium voratum is the source of this 1063-nucleotide messenger RNA. Lineage: Eukaryota; Dinophyceae; Suessiales; Symbiodiniaceae. The record is from the annotation of a GenBank genome assembly.